AUGCAAGCGUGUCGACGUCCAAUUACUACAUUCCGAUCGGUCGUUGAUGUGCUUGAAUCACGCGGCAUGGUGCAGGCGACUACAUCGCGAGCACUCAAAGAACACCUAGCUAUGCCAGGCGAGGCUUCUUCCACACCUCACCAACAUAUAAAACGCACAAUCUACUCUGGCGUAGAUCCUAGCGCACCAAGCUUGCAUGUGGGCAAUUUGUUGCCCUUAGUCGCGCUCCUGCAUUGUGCUAUCUAUGGCCACAAAGCGCUUGUCUUAAUUGGUGGUGCUACGGGAGCUAUCGGAGAUCCCUCUGGACGUUCAUCUGAGCGAUCUGCACUCGGUACAGAUCAGCUCACAUCUAACGUGACUACAAUUCGUGCACAGAUUUUCCAGUUUUUCCACAACGCCGCUGCAUAUUUGUCACGAAGGAAUAUACUGCACGCUGAACCGGUACUCUUUGGUUCCUGCAACCAGCAAUCCUGGGAAAAUGAGUGUUUAUUUCAAACUGCUUUGGAUAUCCAGCUUGUCAAUAAUCUUGACUGGUUCCGCGAUAUCAAGAUGCUCGACUUCUUAUCUAGUGUCGGUCGCUAUGUCCGUGUCAAUGAUAUGAUGGCUCGAGACAGUGUUAAAUCACGCCUUUUUCCUUCGGAAGGUGGCCCUGCAACAACAGGACUCUCCUUCACAGAGUUUUCAUAUCAGCUCAUGCAAGCGUAUGACUACUGCUAUUUGCAUGAACGAAUGGGUUGUUCGGUCCAGCUGGGCGGCUCUGACCAAAUGGGCAAUAUUAUGGCUGGCAUUGACUUGAUACGCCGACAACGCGCGGCUCAUGUACAAAACGACAAGAUGAGUGAUCUGAGCAUGCGUGCAGACCCCGCAUACGGACUCACACUGCCACUUCUCAUGACAUCUUCUGGUGUUAAGUUUGGUAAAUCAGCUGGCAACGCUGUAUGGAUUUCACCCGCCUUACUUUCGGACCUUGACUUUUAUCAGUAUUUCGUGCGAAGUGCCGAUGCAGAUGUCGAACGAUACCUCACUUCUUUGACAUUCAUGCCUUUGGAAGAAAUUAAACAAGUCAUGAUACUUCAUUCGCAAGACCGAUCGAAACGCGUGGCACAAAUUUGUUUGGCUAAUGAAAUGACGGAACUCGUAAGAGGUCCCGACGCACUUCGACGCGCUCAAUUAGCGACCAAAGUACUUUUUGACACAGAUGUGAAUGCUCUUACCUUAGAGCAGAUAUUGUACGCCUUCGAAGGGGACCCACGCCUUGUGCGACUGACAGAGACUCAAACUAUGGACUUAUUACGCUUGGCUGCCGAAAUUGGUUUGGUUUCUUCUCGAAGUGAAGCACGCCGUCUUGUUCAGCAGGGUAGCAGUGGUCUUUACGUUAACAAUGUUCCAGUGAAGGAUGUACAGGCCAAACUGGAGCCAGAACACCUGCUUAAUGGGCAAUUUUUUGUGAUGCGGGCUGGUAAAUCGAAUCAUAAAAUUGUGGUGCUUGAACCAAAGUAA
Molecule: messenger RNA, 1500 nt
Organism: Malassezia globosa CBS 7966
Lineage: Eukaryota; Fungi; Basidiomycota; Malasseziomycetes; Malasseziales; Malasseziaceae
Exons: 3
Coding region: 1-1500 (499 amino acids)
Biological process (GO): tyrosyl-tRNA aminoacylation
Cellular component (GO): cytosol; mitochondrion
Molecular function (GO): ATP binding; tyrosine-tRNA ligase activity; RNA binding
Source: RefSeq, a predicted model, not a curated record